AUGUUGUUGCUGCUGUUACUGUUGCUUCCUUCAAAUAUUAAUAGAGGCGAUGAUGAUGAUGAUGAUGAUGAAUUUGUCGUUCAUCACCGCACCACCACAGCCCUGCCACCACCACUCUCACAGAUGUCAACAGUGUCAUCUCCCCCAAAGCGGUCAACAGAAGGUCAAACAGGAAAGUCAACGGCUCAAAUUAACGACCAAAAUCAGGUCAUCAUGCCACCCAGAUUUCUUCGCGGUAGAGGCAAAGGACCCGUGUCAGGUCAUGAUCACGAGGCCGGGCCGUCGCAUCGACGUACUCCUUCCAUCACCAUGAGCACCAGCCCGCAAGAGCCAUGGAGGCUCUAUAUUGAACCUGGAAGGCGAUCUGUAUCCCUUAGCUCCUCUCCUUCGUACCAACACUCUUUUGGGCCCCAUUCAGAAAACGAGCCCAACAACCAGCCGCCAGCUUUCAUACCUCUUCAGAGAUCCAACUCUCAUCACUCUUUUGGCGACCCAACACCCGUUUUCCAAAGCCGAUUUAACCCGGCUAACCUUUUGCCAGAACCCGUGGGUUUUAACCCACUUGGACCGGGAGACCACUUUUCAGGGGAAAACGACAUGGACGAGGAUACUGACCCCGUGGAACCUGCAUCAGGAACGCCGAAUCAUCCCAUUGAAAUCUCAGAUGGGUCAUCAUUCCAUGGAUCGCCAUAUAGCGUACCGGACAGUUUUAUGGAGAAGUUCAACCAGUAUGAUUGGUACUUCACCCCGUCUGAACACUCGCAUCAUCAGCAGCAACAGGAUCCUUCGGUGGGUCAACAGUUUGUGGCAGCUACGCCACCGCCACCACCGCCACAUCAGCCACCUCCUCCACCGGUGUAUCAGCCGCCACAGCCACAGAUUCAGCAGGAAGUCCUUGAGAGGCUAAACCAAGUUGAACAAGAAGUUCGUGAAGACCGCAGAGAGCGGCAAGGUUUCUUCAAAGGGCUGUCAGACUUGCUUAAGGGGAAGUCGAAGAGGAGGGGUCAUUGA
Helianthus annuus (common sunflower) is the source of this 1011-nucleotide messenger RNA. RefSeq names its product extensin-like. The coding region runs from base 1 to 1011 and encodes 336 amino acids. The record is from RefSeq and is a predicted model, not a curated record. The transcript has 3 exons. NCBI's taxonomy places the organism in Eukaryota, Viridiplantae, Streptophyta, Magnoliopsida, Asterales, Asteraceae.